Monosiga brevicollis MX1 is the source of this 414-nucleotide messenger RNA. RefSeq lists its product as uncharacterized. Bases 1 to 414 code for a protein of 137 amino acids. Gene Ontology annotation, biological process: DNA-templated transcription. The transcript has 4 exons. Lineage: Eukaryota; Choanoflagellata; Craspedida; Salpingoecidae. Gene Ontology annotation, cellular component: RNA polymerase III complex; RNA polymerase II, core complex; RNA polymerase I complex. The record is from RefSeq and is a predicted model, not a curated record. Gene Ontology annotation, molecular function: DNA-directed RNA polymerase activity.
AUGGCUUCCACCGUCUUGUUCGAGGACGUCUUUACCGUCCGCGAUAAGGAUCCCCAUGGCAAGCGCUUCGACCGCGUCUCCCGCGUCAUCUGCGAGGGUAUGAGCUUCAACAUUGAGCUGAUCCUGGACCUCAACACUCAGCUAUACCCCGUCGACCUGAACGACCGCUUUACUCUCUGCCUCGCCUCUACCCUGAGCAUGGACGAUGAGCCCGACGAUGGCUACUACAACCAGAACCGCAACGCCAGCCGAGCUGACAACUUUGACUAUGUCAUGCACGGCACCAUUUAUCGCAUUGAGGACACGGACAACGGCCAGCAGCUGUACGUGGAGUCUUCCGCCUCAGUAUCGAUCUGCAUGCUCCCUCCCUGCCUCGCCCCUUGUUUCCUCGCCUUGCAGGCACAAUGCCGCUGA